AUGCGUUUCUUGAAUUCUCCACAGGCUGCUGGAGAUGAAGCAAGUUUAAAGGGAAUGUUAUCGGCUAUAACGUUCAUUAUUGAGCAGUCCGUUAAGAAUGAAUGUUCGGCAAAUGAUCUUCAGAUUGAAAUGCAGCAUCUUGGUUUACCUCAUGAGCAUUGCAAGCAGCUUGCGAAACUUUAUUUGGCAAAUUACGAAAAACUUAGAUCUGUGUCAGUAAAAGAUUUCAUACGUGAUCCCGCAAUUUCAAUUGUAUCUUUAACACCACAAGAGGAUAACAAAAAUGUAUCGUUUUAA
Messenger RNA from Dracunculus medinensis (Guinea worm), 297 nucleotides. Lineage: Eukaryota; Metazoa; Nematoda; Chromadorea; Rhabditida; Dracunculidae. The record is from the annotation of a GenBank genome assembly.